AACCCAUUCACCUGUCACUUUCGAACGUUCGUGGGUAUGACCCCCGUUGUCUAAAGUAGUUUCUCGUUUACUCGGUAUUUACACUAUGUCCUAACUGAUUCCGAUAGACAGACACAAACCAGACAUAGAAAAAAAUUGUGGCGAGUUCAAUUUGUUAGUGGUGUAAUAAUGUGUGGUGGAUGACGAUAGGAAAUAAGUCAGCAUGAGGUUUAAAACAGAAUUCAAAGCGAUUAUAUGGUUUUCUAACUUGGUGAUAUUAUGUCAAUCCGUCUGUUCACCAUUAUAUGGCGCGGAACCUUGUAAGUUUCUACCUGCUCCUCCAGGGAAAACACCUCAAUGUGCCAGACCGGGAUUGACGUACUGUGAAUAUCCCGACCAUUAUCCUGGAGAAUUGAUUAAUUACCUUGUGAAAAAAUGGCGAUAUGAUCAUUCAACUCUAUUUACGUCAGAAAGUCAAGAAGAUUUUUCAUCAUAUUUCUACCCAACUGUGAGUCCCGUUUACGGCCCGCCCAAUUACCAACCUCCAAACAUCGGACAUAAUCCAGGAGGAUAUCCAGAACCUAUCCACAUACCAAAGCCGCAAGUUCCUUUUCAGGAUAACGGAGUUAGUUACAAUAUUCAACCAAACGUGUACGUCAAUCAAAAUUUUACCGGAUAUCAGGAUUAUAAUGAGGGAUACAAAUAUAAUACCCCGAACAAACCUACUUAUUACCAACCGUACCAGCAAGCACUAGAACCGUCCCAAUAUGGACAAUACAAUAACUUAUGGAAAAGAGCUUUGCAGCAAAACCAUCGGAGGUUUAAAAGGUCAUUAAAGAUGAUAAGAAUGCCAGUAAUAGAACGUUAUUCUAACAAAACGAGUACUAAUUUCCACCGUAAAAAAAGACAAAGUUUACCUGGUCGACAGCAGACGUUGUGCCAGGUGCGGACUCAAUAUAUAACACCCAGAGCGGCUCUCAAUAAUAAAGGAAACUGGAUGUAUGUUGUCAAUAUGGCCGAAGUCGAUAAUAGGGUAACACAACUAGUCAAAAGUGAAACUUGUGUUUCCCAAACAUGUGAUGGUAUUUGCAGUUUACCAGAUGGAUAUACUUCCAGAUGUGAACAAAAAUAUGUUCAGAAGAGAUUAGUGGCGCUCGAAGGCGCCGGAAAUCAACUAUAUACAGAUAUUUUUUGGUUUCCCAGUUGUUGUGUUUGUACAAUUUCUAAUACUUGAAUCGGAACAAUAAAUUAAUCUAAUGGUGUCAAAGUUAGUUAGAAAUAUGUUUGUAAUUAAGUUGUAUUUAAAUUAUUAAAUAAAAAUUUAGUUUCUUUA
Molecule: messenger RNA, 1312 nt
Organism: Diorhabda carinulata
Lineage: Eukaryota; Metazoa; Arthropoda; Insecta; Coleoptera; Chrysomelidae
Product: protein spaetzle 5-like
Exons: 5
Coding region: 203-1213 (336 amino acids)
Biological process (GO): central nervous system formation; regulation of Toll signaling pathway; innate immune response
Cellular component (GO): extracellular region
Molecular function (GO): Toll binding; growth factor activity
Source: RefSeq, a predicted model, not a curated record